Molecule: messenger RNA, 821 nt
Organism: Gloeophyllum trabeum ATCC 11539
Lineage: Eukaryota; Fungi; Basidiomycota; Agaricomycetes; Gloeophyllales; Gloeophyllaceae
Exons: 4
Coding region: 207-503 (98 amino acids)
Source: RefSeq, a predicted model, not a curated record
CGCUGCGCGAUAGGUCCGGUGCGGAACGCAGCCCACAACACAACGCACACUCGCCUGCAGCAUAAAUUGAGCGAGGGGCCCCCCGGUGGAGCCUCUUUCCAAAGAGACGCGUCACGAUUCUCACUACUUGCACACCGCCCUUGUAUUUAAGACUUGCGGCACAGCCCGUCUCCUCAAGCUAGACUGUCACGACUUUACGACUCGCGAUGAAUACGAAUACGCACGCUGAUCUUGCCGCCGCCGCGACAUCCUCACCAAACAGAACGGUCGUGUUUCCUUCGCAGGGACCGGACGGCGAGAGUCAGAGGAACGAAAAUUCGAUGGGGCGCCCCACAAGCAAGGACGGGGAUCAGUGGCCUCCAUUGCGCAAGAAGAGGGCCUCCAAUGACCUGCGAGAUCUGUAUCAACAUGGCAGGUCAUUAUCAGCCGACCAGACAACGUCGGAAGCUAGGCCCUCGACAGCGAGAACUCUGAGCAAUGGGGUUCAGAAGAGUCUGCUAUGAUCACGACAUGCCUAAAUUGACUGACCACUGUAUUUUUACGACUUGUAAUGGAGGACUUUUUCUUUGCGAAUCAGUGUAUGAUACACCGGGGCGGAAUAUACUGUAUGGAUCAGGGGUAUGCUGAUGGACAUUGUAUGUAAUUGUACUGCUAUGUUAUGCGGAAUAUGGCUUUCCUCGAACAACGGUCUGAAAUUCUGGAAAACCAGUUAGCCCGCAUGUUAUCACAAGAUGUACGCGUUCUACCUUAUCACUAUGGCUUUUCUCUUGUGUAGGCAGGAUUUCCGAUUCGUCAUAUAGACUCAGGCUAUCCUCCUCCAU